GCAUCACCUUUGCCAGCUGCUGUUUUUUCUCCCGCCUGUGUUUCACCCUUCCACCUUCGCACUCAUAAUUUUUUUAACGUAACUUUCGAAGGGGCACUUUUAAGGAGAGUCACGCUUUUACUCGCUCGACUGCGUGGGAAUGAUUGUGUAUCCCCCGAAUAAAGUGAGCAAUUGAAUGAUUGGCCAAAUGAACAGCUCACCAACUUAACAAAAAAGAAAUAAAAAAAAAGAAACAAACAAAAUUGUCCUAAUUUGACGAAAAAUAAGCAAACUGAGCGAGUAUUUUCACCCCCACACGCAGCACAAUCGCACAUUUUGUCUGAAUGUCUAUAUGUACACACAUUUAUAUUCAAAAAAGGGGGCAGUUAAUUCAUGUUCUCCAUUAUGCCACGUAAUUUCCCCCUCGUAUGAAAUGCUUUAAAAUGGAAGAUUUAGCCAAAAGCGGAAUCUACAGCAAACAGUUCUCCCUCAGCCAAAACAAGCACAGCAGCGAAAGGUUGCAGAGACUUGAAAAGAGACUGAGCGGGCUACACUUCAGCAUCGAAUUGCAGAAAAAUGAAAAGAUUGACAAACUAAACGAGAAGAUCAACCUGCUGGAGGAGAAACUGGUAGAAAUGAACGAAAACUCAAAUAGGACCUUCGAAAAAUUAAAUGAAAAGCUGAACGACAUCAGAGUGGACGUCAAUAAUUACAAAACUGAAUUGGAAGAGUUCAAAAAUGACCACAGGAAAAAAUUAGAAAUCCUCCAGAAGAAGGCUGAAGAAUUCAUAGACAAAGAAAAGGAAGAAUGGAACAAACUCAAAAUAAAAUUAAUAAAAGAUUUUCAAAAUAAGACUAGCUUACUGAAGGAAGAAAUGACCGAGGAGUACGGACUGUUGCAAGAAAAGGAAGAAUCGCUCAGAAGAUUUUACGACAAUGAAAUUGCGAACCUCAAAUCGGUUGUUCAAAAUGAAAUAAACGAGAGAAUCAAAACAGAAAAGAUUAUCCUACGGGACGUCGAUGACAAAGUGAACGAAAUUAUUAAAAUAAUUAAAAAUGAGAAAAUCACCAGGGAAAACUACUCGGAAAAUCUGGUGUCCCUCAUCGAGCAGUACUUUUCGCGAAUAAAAAAGGAAAUUGAUAAUGUACGCAAAUGA
This is a messenger RNA of Plasmodium vivax (malaria parasite P. vivax), 1136 nucleotides long. RefSeq lists its product as hypothetical. The record is from RefSeq and is a predicted model, not a curated record. The transcript has 9 exons. Lineage: Eukaryota; Apicomplexa; Aconoidasida; Haemosporida; Plasmodiidae. The coding region runs from base 408 to 1136 and encodes 242 amino acids.